Alligator sinensis (Chinese alligator) is the source of this 1188-nucleotide messenger RNA. It is a transcript of the gene METTL9, whose product is annotated as methyltransferase like 9. The record is from RefSeq and is a predicted model, not a curated record. The transcript is spliced from 6 exons. Gene Ontology annotation, molecular function: protein-L-histidine N-pros-methyltransferase activity. Bases 336 to 1028 code for a protein of 230 amino acids. NCBI's taxonomy places the organism in Eukaryota, Metazoa, Chordata, Crocodylia, Alligatoridae.
GGGCCGCGGGGCGGGAGGAGGGGGGCGCAGCCCCCACCUGGGACGACCCCCAUCCCCCUGCCAGGGCCCAUCCACUGUCAUCCCUGCCCUGGUGCUCGCCAUCUGGUGCCGCCCAGCUCGCAAAGUUAUGGAGGGGCCUCGGGGCCGGGAAGGCUGGACCCGCCAAGUGGUAUGUGUGCAACACAGAGCAGUUGUCUGAAUCCCUUCAGCCUAUUUUUGUCCAGAGUUACCUUGACCAAGGAACACAGAUCUUCUUAAACAACAGCAUUGAGAAGUCAGGCUGGCUCUUUAUCCAGCUCUAUCACUCUUUUGUGUCCUCAAUUUUUAGCCUCUUUAUGUCUAGGACCUCUAUCAAUGGGCUGCUGGGAAGAGGCUCAAUGUUUGUGUUUUCACCAGAACAGUUUCAGAGACUGCUCAAAAUAAACCCAGAAUGGAAAUCCCAAAGACUUCUCGACUUAGGAGCUGGAGAUGGAGAGGUCACUAAGGUCAUGAGUCCUCACUUUGAAGAAAUCUAUGCCACUGAGUUGUCUGAAACUAUGAUAUGGCAGCUUCAGAAAAAGAAAUACAGAGUGCUUGGCAUAAAUGAGUGGCAGAACACAGGUUUCCAGUAUGAUGUUAUUAGCUGCUUGAAUUUACUCGAUCGCUGUGAUCAGCCACUGACUGUUUUAAAAGAUAUUAGAAGUGUUCUGGAGCCAACUAGAGGCAGAGUCAUUCUAGCAUUAGUUCUGCCCUUUCAUCCAUAUGUGGAAAAUGUAGGUGGCAAGUGGGAAAAGCCUUCAGAAGUUUUGGAAAUCAAGGGGCACACUUGGGAAGAACAGGUCAAUAGCCUGCCGGAAGUUUUCAGGAAAGCUGGUUUUGCCAUUGAAGCUUUCACCAGACUGCCAUACUUAUGUGAAGGUGAUAUGUAUAAUGACUACUAUGUAUUAGAUGAUGCUGUCUUCGUCCUCAAGCCAGUUAGGAAUCAGAAUUGGACAGAAGCAAUAGUCAUGAUGAUACACAAACUGAUACAAGGUGUGGAUUGUUGUUAAAGCAAUCAAGUGAAAUCUGGCCAUAAGGCUGUCCAGUCAGUUCAAAAACAUUGUUGACUAUAAAGUGUCGGAAUGGAUAUUCUUCCAUGUUAAGAAGUUACUUGACCUCUGACUGUCGUUCUUCAUGUUUUUAAUCAUGCUAAUAAACUUUUUGAGAUGA